AGGAGCCUGUACAACACAAUCAUCAUUGUGCGCAUCCUGCUCACCUGGUUCCCCAACCCGCCACAGGUCAUUGCGGGGCCUCUAAGCACGCUGUGCGAUCCGUACCUAAAUCUGUUCCGUGGGCUGAUUCCCACGAUUGGGGGAACCCUGGACCUCUCGCCUAUCCUGGCCUUCAUCGUGCUCGACCUUUUCUCCAACACGGCGGCUGCGCUGCCGGCAGAGCUGGGCCCGGACGGCAAAGCCGUAGAACGGCGAUCGGCCGCG
Messenger RNA from Coccomyxa subellipsoidea C-169, 264 nucleotides. RefSeq lists its product as hypothetical. The annotation marks the transcript as partial. The record is from RefSeq and is a predicted model, not a curated record. Gene Ontology annotation, cellular component: membrane. NCBI's taxonomy places the organism in Eukaryota, Viridiplantae, Chlorophyta, Trebouxiophyceae, Coccomyxaceae. The transcript has 3 exons. Gene Ontology annotation, biological process: chloroplast fission.